CCCGUACAUCCAUAUGUACAGGAUGUCUAGACAUCCAGAGGAUGUCUAAUUUGUCUCCUAAAUGUAACUGGAAAAAGUUUAUCCGUCAAAGUUUAUCAGCUAGUAGAAAGAGAGAAGCCGUACAAUGGAGAAACCAAAUAAGAGCAUGAAGAACAACAAGAACAAUGACACGAAAUCUUCAAAAUCAGCUAUAACACUCGAUCAGUUCGUGUCAAUCAUGAAUCCCUUGAUAGACUUGGAAAAGGAAGCUGAGAUUUCAGCUUCUUUGAGCUCCACCGAGACCAGAAGUUUGGAUGUUGCUCAAAAGAAGGGAUCCACUAUCCUCAACUUGAAGUGUGUAGAUGUACAGACAGGGUUGAUGGGCAAGACUAUUCUCGAGUUCAAGUCAAAUAAAGAAGAUGUUCUCCCCCCUCACAAGUUUGGGACCCAUGACGUUGUUGUUUUGAAGCCAAACAAGGCUGAUUUAGGUUCUCCUUCACUUGGACAAGGAGUAGUUUUCCGAAUCAAGGACUCAUCUAUUACAGUUGCUUUUGAUGAUAUUCCAGAAGAGGGAUUAAAUAGUCCCUUGCGUCUUGAGAAAGUGACAAAUGAGGUCACAUAUCGACGGAUGAAAGACACGCUAAUACAGCUAAGCAAAGGUGUUCGGAAAGGCCCUGCUUCUGAUUUGGUACCUGUUUUGUUUGGAGAGAGAUCACCAACAGUUUCUAAGAAAGAUGCGCAGUUUACCCUCUUCAAUCGUAACCUUGAUCACUCCCAGAAAGAUGCCAUCUCUAAGGCGCUUUCGUCUAAGGAUGUAUUUUUGCUCCAUGGACCUCCUGGAACGGGGAAGACAACCACUGUUGUUGAGAUCAUCUUGCAAGAAGUGAAACGGGGAUCCAAAAUUCUUGCUUGCGCUGCUUCAAACAUUGCUGUUGAUAAUAUUGUCGAGCGGCUUGUUCCUCACAAAGUAAAGUUGGUGAGAGUCGGGCAUCCUGCUCGUUUGCUCCCUCAAGUGUUGGAUAGUGCUCUUGAUGCUCAGGUUCUCCGUGGUGAUAAUAGUUCACUUGCAAAUGACAUACGCAGGGAGAUGAAGGCUUUAAAUGGGAAAUUGUUAAAAGCUAAAGAUAAAAACACAAAGAGGGAGAUUAGGAGAGAGCUCAAGACUCUUUCCAAAGAAGAGCGUAAAAGGCAGCAGCUGGCAGUGACCGACGUGAUAAAAAAUGCUGAUGUGGUGCUAACAACCUUGACUGGCGCAUUGACACACAAGUUGGGAAGCACUUCGUUUGAUCUAGUUAUAAUUGAUGAAGCUGCUCAGGCACUUGAAAUAGCAUGCUGGAUUGCUCUGCUUAAGGGUUCAAGGUGUAUAUUAGCUGGAGAUCACCUCCAGCUUCCCCCAACCAUUCAAAGUGUUGAGGCAGAGAAGAAAGGAUUAGGAAGAACAUUGUUUGAACGUAUUGCAGACUUGUAUGGUGGUGAUGUCAUGUCUAUGCUCACUGUCCAGUAUCGUAUGCAUGAACUGAUAAUGAACUGGUCAUCGAAAGAGCUUUAUGACAGUAAGAUUGAAGCACAUGCAAGUGUUGCUCAACAUAUGCUGUAUGACCUUGAGGGUGUGAAGAUGUCAAGUUCUAGCGAGCCGACCCUAGUUCUCAUAGACAUAGCUGGUUGUGAUAUGGAAGAGAAAAAAGAUGAGGAAGAUAGCACAUUGAAUGAGGGUGAAGCUGAGGUUGCCAUCACCCAUGCGAAGAGGCUUGUUCAAACUGGAGUCCGAGCUUCUGAUAUUGGAGUAAUCACCCCUUAUGCAGCACAGGUUGUGCUUUUGAGAGUCUUGAGAAGCAAAGAAGAUGUACUCAAAGAUAUGGAGAUCUCAACCGUUGAUGGUUUCCAAGGUCGAGAGAAAGAAGCUAUCAUCAUUUCAAUGGUGCGGUCAAACUCAAGGCAAGAGGUUGGGUUCUUGAGUGACCGGAGGAGAAUGAAUGUUGCCGUGACACGAGCAAGAAGACAGUGUUGUAUAGUCUGCGACACUGAGACAGUCAGCAGUGAUAAGUUUUUGAAGCGUUUGGUUGAGUACUUUGAGGAGCAUGGUGAAUAUUUAAGUGCUUCAGAAUAUGCAAACGAAUGAGACAUUUAUUUGCAAAUUUUACCAUGUUUUCAAACCGAGUAGUUUCAUUAUAAGUAGUCCAUUUUCUAGUUAUGAUCAAUGUCGAUGUUGAUUUAUUAUCAAUUCCAUAGUUACUCAUAUGAGACAUUUUGUUUCAAAUGUUAAGUGAAUUGAUGAUUUCUGAUUUAUUUGGCAUAAGAGUUUAUAAUAAUAUGGUUCACUCCAUGGUGGAAAA
Cuscuta epithymum is the source of this 2312-nucleotide messenger RNA. NCBI's taxonomy places the organism in Eukaryota, Viridiplantae, Streptophyta, Magnoliopsida, Solanales, Convolvulaceae. The record is from the annotation of a GenBank genome assembly.